Molecule: messenger RNA, 294 nt
Organism: Clunio marinus
Lineage: Eukaryota; Metazoa; Arthropoda; Insecta; Diptera; Chironomidae
Source: the annotation of a GenBank genome assembly
AUGUCUGGUAGUCCUAAAAAUCUCCUCAAUUUCGUUCUUUUUCCGUUGUACACUGCCUUAGGUCUUAUCUUUGGCUAUAAUUUUUCUCAACGCCAUCACCGGAGAAUAAUUGGAGAUUGUGCAAAUUUAGGAUGCAAUAAAGAAGAUUCAAGAUUCUCUCAACAGAAUUUGCACAGUAAAAAUAAAAAAUUAGGGUUGCUCAUUGCUGGUACCAGCAUGCUGGUUUUUGCUGGUUUUUCCACCAAAAAACCGCAUGCUGGUAAUCCAAACCAGCAAAAAAACCAGCGUUUUUAG